UGCCUCAUGGCCCGUGCUGUCCAAUCACUGCUUUAUUUGCAUGUUAUGUAAUUGGGUGACCUGCAUGUGUGGCUGGGGGGGAGGAAAUUAAAAGCAACGGUCUCCGUCCGAUCGCUCUUUCCAGGCAAGCAGAGGAGCAGCGGGUGUGCAGGCCGGGUGAGGUGUGAAGAUGAAGAUCGCAGUGAUCGGUCAGAGUCUGUUCGGCCAGGAGGUUUACAAAGAGCUGAGGAAGGAUGGCCACACCAUCGUAGGAGUCUUCACAAUCCCUGACAAGGAUGGCAAGGCUGACCCACUGGCAACUGAGGCGGAGAAGGAUGGUGUUGCCGUCUUCAAGUUCCCACGCUGGCGUGUGAAGGGCCAGGCCAUCCCAGAGGUGGUGGAUCAGUACAAGGCCACUGGUGCCGAGCUCAACGUCCUGCCCUUUUGCUCCCAGUUCAUCCCCAUGGAGGUUAUCGACCACCCCAAACACGGCUCCAUCAUCUACCACCCCUCCUUGCUGCCUCGCCACAGGGGAGCCUCUGCUAUCAACUGGACCCUGAUCCAUGGUGACAAAAAGGGUGGGUUCACAGUGUUCUGGGCUGAUGACGGACUGGACACCGGACCAAUCCUGCUGCAGAGGGAGUGUGAUGUUGAACCCAAUGACACCGUCAACACAAUUUACAAGAGAUUUCUCUAUCCAGAGGGAGUCAAAGGCACAGUGGAAGCAGUGAGGCUGAUUGCAGAAGGGAGGGCCCCGAGGAUCACCCAGCCACAGGAGGGAGCCACAUAUGAGUGCAUUCAGAAGAAAGACAAUUCUAAGAUUGACUGGAACCAGUCUGCUGAGGCUCUCCACAACUGGAUCCGCGGAAACGACAAAGUGCCCGGUGCCUGGGCAGAGGUUGAUGGACAGAAAGUGACUUUCUACGGCUCCACUCUGGUAGAUAACAGCACUCCAGCUAACGGUCAGCCCCUGGAGAUCCCCGGAGCCAGCCGACCCGGCAUCGUCACCAAGGCGGGCCUGGUGCUGUUUGGCAGCGACGGCAAGGCGCUGUUGGUGAAGAAUCUUCAGUUUGAGGAUGGAAAGAUGAUUGCUGCAGCACAGUACUUUCGCUCAGGGAGCAGUGCUGCUGUGGAGCUUACCGAGGAGGAGAAAGCCUUCGCUGAACAGAUGAGGGCAGUGUGGCAGAGCAUUCUGACUAAUGCCAGUCAGAUUGAAGACUCCACUGAUUUCUUCAAGUCUGGUGCAGCUUCCAUGGAUGUGGUCAGGCUCGUGGAGGAGGUGAAGCUUCGGGCCAGUAGCUGCCAGCUGCAGAACGAGGACGUCUACAUGAACACCACUUUCCAGGAUUUCAUCCAGAUGUGUGUCAGGAAGCUCCGAGGGGAAGACGAUGAAGAGGAACUGGUCGUUGACUAUGUGGAGAAGAACAUCAACAACAUGACCAUAAAGAUGCCCCAUCAGCUGUUCAUUAAUGGAGAGUUUGUUGAUGCAGAAGGAGGAAAGACCUACAAGACCAUCAACCCCACUGAUGGCACGGCUAUCUGUGACGUGUCUCUUGCCCAGAUAAGUGAUGUGGACAUGGCAGUGACUGCUGCUAAGGAGGCCUUUGAAGAGGGAGAGUGGGGCAAGAUGAACCCCAGAGACAGAGGCAGACUCAUCUACAAGCUGGCUGACCUGAUGGAGGAGCACCAGGAGGAGCUGGCCACCAUCGAAGCCAUCGACUCCGGAGCUGUUUACACUCUGGCCCUAAAGACUCAUGUUGGCAUGUCCAUCCAGACCUUCCGCUACUUCGCUGGGUGGUGUGACAAGAUCCAAGGCAGCACCAUCCCCAUCAACCAGGCCAGGCCCAAUCGUAACCUCACCUUCACCAAGAAGGAACCAAUAGGAGUGUGUGCUAUUGUGAUUCCCUGGAACUACCCUCUGAUGAUGCUGGCCUGGAAGACAGCAGCCUGCCUGGCAGCUGGAAACACAGUAGUCCUCAAACCUGCGCAGGUGACUCCUCUGACAGCACUGAAGUUUGCUGAGUUGGCAGCAAGGGCUGGACUGCCCAAAGGAGUGAUUAAUAUUCUGCCUGGAUCAGGUGCUCUGGUGGGUCAGCGUCUAUCUGAUCAUCCUGAUGUCCGUAAACUGGGCUUCACAGGUUCCACUGAAAUUGGUAAACACAUCAUGAAGAGCUGUGCAGUCAGUAACGUGAAGAAAGUUUCUCUGGAGCUCGGAGGAAAAUCCCCUCUCAUCAUCUUCAGUGACUGUGACAUGGAUAAGGCUGUGCGCAUGGGCAUGAGCUCAGUGUUCUUCAACAAGGGAGAGAACUGCAUCGCAGCUGGCAGACUGUUUGUGGAAGACACCAUUCAUGACCAGUUUGUGAAAAAAGUGGUUGAGGAAGUCAAGAAGAUGAGGAUCGGCGAUCCACUGGACCGCUCCACCGACCACGGCCCUCAGAACCACAAAGCCCACCUAGACAAACUGGUUGAGUAUUGUCAGACCGGCAUCAAGGAGGGAGCCACUCUGGUCUGUGGUGGCAAACAGGUGCAGCGACCAGGUUUUUUCUUUGAACCCACGGUGUUCACUGAUGUGCAAGACCACAUGUACAUUGCUAAAGAGGAGUCAUUCGGCCCUGUCAUGAUCACUUCCAAGUUCAGAGGCAGUGAAGUGGACGAUGUCCUGAGAAGGGCCAACGCUACAGAGUACGGCCUGGCGUCAGGUGUUUUCACGCGGGACAUCAGCAAAGCUCUGUACGUCAGUGAAAGGCUCAACGCCGGCACGGUUUUUGUCAACACCUACAACAAGACUGAUGUGGCCGCCCCUUUCGGAGGCUUCAAACAGUCUGGCUUUGGCAAAGACCUGGGACAAGAGGCUCUCAGCGAAUACCUGAAAACAAAGGCAGUGACCAUCGAGUAUUAAGUCAAAUCACAGGAGAAAGAAGCAGUGAGGCAUCAGCUCCCUGCAGCCAGAGGCAGCGAUGUGUGUGUGGACACUGACGGAGGAGAGACAUGGAGGGAUGCACAGGGUCAUGUGGAUGGUAGAGUGAUGUCAUCUCAACAAAAUCAACUCAGACCUGUAGUCGUGUCACAAGUAUUGUUCUCUUAUUAGUGACUACUGACUGUAGUACUGUAUGUGCCCUAACAUGCUGAUUGAUCAUACUAACGUUAAAUUUGUCUAACACAUGAAUGUUCAGUCCUCUCAAUAACACACCUCUGAGCCAUGUUGUAAUAAGUAUUGUCCUAAACUAUGCAAAUGAAGUAUGUUUCUAGGUAACCCAAGUGACUUCUGAGUAAUCAAUGUGAUUGAGUUACAAAAUAGGAAUAUUUUUAACAGAUUGUAUUCAUUUCUAAUAUGGCUUACAUUAGGUCAGAAAAGUCUUAAGAAAUGUAACAUUUCUAAUAGCAAUUUUUGUUUAUCAAUGAAAACUACUGAGCACCCCA
Siniperca chuatsi (mandarin fish) is the source of this 3399-nucleotide messenger RNA. RefSeq names its product cytosolic 10-formyltetrahydrofolate dehydrogenase-like. The transcript is spliced from 23 exons. The record is from RefSeq and is a predicted model, not a curated record. Gene Ontology annotation, cellular component: cytoplasm. Gene Ontology annotation, biological process: one-carbon metabolic process; biosynthetic process; 10-formyltetrahydrofolate catabolic process. The coding region runs from base 170 to 2878 and encodes 902 amino acids. Gene Ontology annotation, molecular function: aldehyde dehydrogenase (NAD+) activity; formyltetrahydrofolate dehydrogenase activity. Lineage: Eukaryota; Metazoa; Chordata; Actinopteri; Centrarchiformes; Sinipercidae.